Melanotaenia boesemani (Boeseman's rainbowfish) is the source of this 693-nucleotide messenger RNA. It is a transcript of the gene mrpl57, whose product is annotated as mitochondrial ribosomal protein L57. NCBI's taxonomy places the organism in Eukaryota, Metazoa, Chordata, Actinopteri, Atheriniformes, Melanotaeniidae. The coding region runs from base 174 to 485 and encodes 103 amino acids. Gene Ontology annotation, biological process: mitochondrial translation. The record is from RefSeq and is a predicted model, not a curated record. Gene Ontology annotation, molecular function: structural constituent of ribosome. The transcript is spliced from 2 exons. Gene Ontology annotation, cellular component: mitochondrial ribosome.
CGCGCACCGUAGAUAACCCGGAAACACAACCGAUGUCCCUGCAGGCUGCUGCUAGCUUACUGUACCUCACGUUUCCAUCGGUUUGGUUUGUUUUAAAAUAAAUCCUAAUCGUGUUUUCCUUUCACAGUCGGAAACUCUGCAUUUAAGUUAUUCAGAAGAUUUAAUUUGCCACCAUGUUCCUCACCCUCGUCCUGCUGCGGAAGGGUAUCCCUGGGAAGCAGUGGAUUGGAAAAUAUCGGCGUCCUCGGUCAAUUACUUGGCAGAUGAAACGCAAUACUUUGAAGCAUCUGGAGCGUGAGGCUGAGAACGAAUACUGGAUCAGUCGGCCGUACAUGACCCCGGAGCAAGAGCACUCCCACGCCGCAGAGCGGAGAGCCCAAGCCUGGCUUAAGAUCAAGGAAACCAGCUUUGCUAAUUUUCCUCAGCACAAGCACAUAACAGAUCACCUGAAUCAUCUGAGAAUCACUAAGACAUGGUCGAGUUAACAAAGGCAGUGGAACGACAUGCAAGGACUUUCUUUAUAAUGUCACAAUAUGCUGUGGAAAGUAAGAUUUGUUUUGCUAAUCUAUGUUUAGCAGAUCAUUGUGUAUAAGAUGAAAAUGUGGAUAGAGCUACUUGUUUAUGAUUCCAUCAUAAACAGGACUGUGAUUUCUCCACAACACAUCCUCAUAAAAUAAAACCUGUUUAACACAC